Prorocentrum cordatum is the source of this 2463-nucleotide messenger RNA. The record is from the annotation of a GenBank genome assembly. NCBI's taxonomy places the organism in Eukaryota, Dinophyceae, Prorocentrales, Prorocentraceae.
AUGCAGGUCAUCGGGGCGGCAGUGGCAUCGGGUCGGGCGAAAGGGGGGGAUUGGGAAAGGGGGGGUUACCCUGCCAAGGCAUCGGCGGCGGGCGCCAACCAGAGCCUGUCUGGUCGCCUGCUCGCCCUCCGGAAGCUGGCCUCGGAGGAGGCGCUGUGCAGCGACGGGCCCGAGUGGAUGGCAGGCACGGCCGGAGUGAGGAGUUGGUUCGAUCGAGACUUGCUCGAGGCCGCCGUGAGUGCUGGCCCCGGGGGCGUCUACGCGGGCUACCUCCAGGAGGUGUGCUUGCCAGCGCAGCUCGCCUUGGACCUCCUCUGCUCGCAGCACGCCAGGCUGGAGGGCAGGCGCGGAAGAGCCCUGGCCGCGCGGCGCAUGAGGCGGCUGGGGGUACUGCUGCCCCUGGUGGCCGAGUGCCUGGUCUCCUCGCUGUGGCCCAUGGAGCCCGCCGACCUGCGGGCCUACCUCGGCAGCUGGGAGGAGGCCGUGUCAGCGGCCGCCGGGAGUCGCGAGCCGCCCGAGGUGCCGCCGUUCGAGGCCCUGGUGCUCCCGAGGCCCCUCGAGCAGCUGGACGAGCGGGUGCGGCGCUGCUUGCCCCUGCAGAGGGCAGGGCCGGCCUGUUGGCAGCGGGAGGCGGCGUCGUUGCUGGAGAGCUGCACCCGGUGCUGCAACCCUGCGUUCCCGCGGGGGCAGCGGGCCUGCUUCUCUGGGGGGUGGUCCUUCGAGGCCUGCUGCAACCCCGACGUCCCGGGGACCAGCUGGCCGCCACCCCCCGAGGCGGUGGAGGAGCUGGUGGCGCGCGGCCCGGCCUCGGGAGGCGGCGCGCCCCCGCCGGGCCGGGGGGCGGCGGAGCUGCGGGAGCUGCGGCGGGAGCUGCGCGAGGCCUGUCCGCCACAGUUCGGCGCUGGUGACAAGGCCCCCCGCUCCCGCGCCGCGGCGUGGGCCGAACUCCAGAGAUGGCUGGCCACCGCGAGGGCUCAGCCGCACGGUCUGCAGCGUGCCUUCCCCGAGCUGGACAUGCUCGUCUCCACCAAGGCGUGCGUGUCGCCCGAGACGGAGCUGCCCUGGUUCGUGCUCGCAGGCGGCGACCCCCAGGAGGAGGCGGCGGCCUCGGGCGUUGAGCUGGCGGUCGCCAUGGGCGCCGUGUGUGGCCCAGGCGUGCCCGUGGCGGGCGAGCUGGUGGCGCACGCAGGCGAGAGGGUCACCGUCCCAUGCAGGCGGCCUCCCGGCGGCCCCGAGCCACGCCACCGUCUCGAACCGUACGGCCUCGAGCUCAUGCACGCCUGCCGGCUUGCGCCGCAGGGCGGCUGCGGGUGUGGCACGGUUUGGUGCCCCAGCGACCCUGGCGGGUGUUGCCGCGAGGGCGCGAACGUUGAGUGGAGGGGGGUCGGACUCCUCACCGGGGAGCUGCGCACGAACAUCGCUCACUUCGCCCGCGACGCGCUCUGGCUGCAUCUGCACCUGCGGGGAAACGCCAGCCUGGCCGCGCUCGGCGUCGAGUCGACGGGCGGCGUGGAGGUCGUGCUCACGAAGCACGCCGCCACGGAGUGCUUGGAGAAUGGGCAAUGCGUGAAGACGGGGCGCGACAUACUGGGCACCAUGGAGAGCUUCCUGGCCGAGGUGGCGCUGCGCGACGCGGAGCCCGCUCCGCGGGUGCUGCAUACCGGUGACCCAGAGCGCAGGCACCCGAUCUGUUUCGAGACCGUUGCCCAGCGCUGGCGGCCCUGGGCGGGCGACGGACACUCGAUAGGAUCCUUCCGCGCCAAGGCGUUGGACCACUGCUCCCUGCGCGACCUCGGCCUCCAGAGGAAGGUCCUGGUCGUUCUGCGCGACGCCUCCUCGCGGCAGUGGUCCGACCAAGGGGCCCUCCAGGAGCAGCUGGGCGCAUUCGCGCGGUCCAUCGGCAGCUCCCUCCACGCCGUGUAUCUGGGCUGGCUGGAGCCGUGCGAGCAGGUCCGGGUGCUGCACGACGCCAUGCUGAUGGUGGCCAUCCAUGGCGCGGACCUCACCGGCAUGAUCUUUUUGCCGCAGGGCGCCGCGGUCGUGGAGGUGGCGGUGGAGUGCGAGCUGGAGGGUGGCAGCGUGGACUCCCCCUUCUGGCGGGGGCCAGGCACGCACAUGAACUCCUCCGUGUUCGAGGAGGCCGUCGACGCUUGGCGGCGCGACAGCGCGGCGGGCAGAUGCCCGGCGGCGGGCGCCACUGACCGCCGGUGGUUGCAGGGCUUCCCGGUCUCGCAGUUCGCGAAGCUGGCGCGGCAGGCGAAUUUGCUCUACACCGCCGUGAUGGACUGCAGCGAGUCGGACUGCCCUGGUCGCCAGAUGGGCGACGUCUGGGACCGGGGCUGGUGCACCGCCGCGGACGUCAAGAAGAGAAGAUUCGUGGACGUGGACAUCGAGGACCACCUCGUCCCCACGCUGUGGGCCAUCUUCGACGGCUACCUGAGGUGGCGAGCGCCGCCCAACUGA